GUCGUGAUAUGUCGAAAUAAAUAUGGAGUUUUAUUUCGAAACUUUGGACAACAAACGGAUACUAAAAGGACGUUAUGAGUGAAGAGUAUAAAAUACCUAGUCUGCACCACAGUGCGUCGGUUCCCUUGUUAAAUAAUGGAUCCCUGGAAUUAAAAUCUUUCUCAAAUAAUGUGGAAAGAGAACAAAUUUCAUCUCAUUAUUUUGAUGAUGGCAUUGAUAAAACACCUAAGUCUUCAAGGAAAUUUGCUGGAUUGUUUGGAAAGUCAUCUCGAGAACUACACUCGGAUUAUCCCAAUAUAUCGCUGCACCAGGCAGCACGAGAUGGUCGGCUAGAUGUUGUUCAGAAGAAACUUCAGUUACUUGGUAAAAAUUCAAGCAAAAUCAAUGCACCUGACAAAGAUGGAUCAACAGCUUUACAUUAUGCUGUCAGAUAUAAUCAUCUUCAUAUUGUGAAAAAGUUAGUGGAUUGUGGAGCAAGUGUUGGAGUUAGGGUGAAAAUGGAGCAAGUCCACUUCAUUUUGCUGCUAGGUUUCACUUGGAUAAAUGUGAUGAAAUUAUACCUGAAGAAACUCCAAAACUUUCUAAAAAACAGUUUGAAGGAAGUAUUUCAGAAAAGCAUUUUUAAUGAACGCAAAAUUUGCAAGAGUUCAGACGAUACUUCAUCAUCCAAUGAAGAAUCAAUCAUUUCCUAUUUAUUGUCUCGCAAGGCCAACGUAAAUACGGAUAAGUUUGGUUGCACGCCUCUUCAUUAUGCAGUAUCAAAAUGUAAUGAUAUUGGCGUCAGAGAACUUUUAAUGGAUAAGAAUAUUAAUCUUGAGGCAAAGGACAAAACUGAAAUGACAGCAUUGCAUUGUGCAGCGUUGGAAGGUUCAUUAAAAAUAGCGAAAAUAUUAGUUACAGCUGGAGCAUAUCUUCGAUGUUUUGAUGAAGAAGGAAUGACGCCCUUACAUUUCGCUGCUAUGGAAGGAAGUUUUGACGUCGCUCAGUAUCUCUUUGAUGCUGCUGAAGAAAAAGGAGGCUGGGAAACACUAUCGAAAAUGGUGUUAGAUCAAGACAGAGAAGAUCAAACAGCCUUGCAUCUUGCUGUUGAAAAUGGACAUUAUGACGUCACUCGUCUUCUUAUUGACAAAGGAACAAACGUAAAUUGUGUGAAAUCAAAUUUAAUCACUCCUCUACAUCUUGCGACGAGAAAUGGUCAUAUUGAAAUUGUUAAACUUCUUUUAAAUUGCAACGCAAAUAUUGAAGCCAAAACCACCAUGCAAAGAACUCCGAUGAUGAGAGCUGCCACUUUCAAUCGACUGGAAAUCAUGAAGUACCUGUGGAAAAAAGGAGCGAAAUUGGAGUGUCGUGAUCGGGACAAGAAUACGCCGUUAUUGAUAGCUGGUAAAAAGAAUCAUGUUGACUCGUUACGUUUCUUACUGGAAAAUAAUGCAGAUCCUUGUGCAAAGGAUAAGAAUGAUAGAAAUGUUUAUCAUCAUACGGCUGUUGAUGGUUGUUUAGAAAGCCUGAAGAUAUUACUUAAAGACAAACGUGCAAAAUCGUUACUUAAUGAGGCAGAUAAAUUUGAAGAAACUCCUUUGCAUUUGGCAUCGAGGAAAGGUCACGAUGAAAUUGUCAGGAUGUUGUUGGAGAACGGAGCUAUCAUUGAUGCGAAAAAUGAUCAAGAUCUCACUCCUUUACACCUUGCUGCAAAACAUGGAAGAACCAGAGUAACGAUGAUAUUAAUCAAACAAGAUCCGUCGAUUAUUAACGACGAAGAUGACUGUUCAAAUACUCCUCUUCACCUUGCUGCCUUACAUGGCCAUGUUAAAGUUGUUGAAAUAUUGUUGAAUCAAGGAGCAUCGAUUGACGCCAGAAACAACACUUUAUGGACACCAUUGGACUGCGCUUCUGUUCAGGGAUGGACAAAAACUGCGACAGUUCUUUUGAACAAAGGAUCACCCGUUGAUCCCUUAGAUAAAACUAAGACAACUCCAUUACAUCUUGCAUGCCAGGAAGGGCAUCCUGAUAUGGUUAAAUUACUUCUGUCAAGAAAAGCAGAUAUUAGUCUUACCGACCACGAGGGAAAGAAUUGUCUUGAUGUUGCUAUUGAUCAUGGAAGAAAAGAUGUUGUUUUGGAAAUUCUCAACCAUAGUCAAUGGAAACGCGUUAUGCGAAAUCGAACAACUGAUGGUGCAAGUGUAACAACGCCAAUGCGAAAGUUGAUCAAGAAACUUCCUGAUUUAGCUCUAAAAGUCUGUGAUCGCUGCUUUCAUGUCGAGGAACCCGUGAAUCAUUUAGAUUACAAUAUUACAUUGGAUUAUGAAUUUCUGGACGAUGUUAACACCAAAUGGUUUGAGAAUGAGUGUGAUAGUGAAGAAGAAGAAAUACACGAGGAUUUUGUAUAUAGCAUCAAGAAAGCUCUUCCUGAAAACUCAACAAUACAACUGCAAAUGAAGCAAAAUCAUCCACUGAUACUCAUGGUUUCUUAUGAACGAGAGAAGCUGCUCAAACAUCCUUUGGUUACAUUUUUAUUAAGGCAUAAGUGGCGUCGUUAUGGUCGUUAUGUAUACUAUACAAGUUUUAUUUUCUAUAUGAUAUUUUUAUUUUUUCUCACUGGAUAUGCUCUGGUCAGUCGAGAAAAAUAUCCACCAGGACACUGCGUCACCCUAAGUGUAAUUGUAGCGUCCUUGAUAGAAUUCUUAAUCAAAGCAAUGUAUCUGUGGAGACUCUUUUUAAGUUGGCAGGAAUUUGUAGAACUGGGAACUUACACAUCUGCAAUAAUUUUUGUUACGAACAAUGAAAGUAACAAUCAUCUUUCUAAUAGUUGCUUCAGCUUGCACAACAGUUAUGGUGCUGCAUCUGUCUGUUUAGCUUGGUUUACUUUAGUUUUGACGAUGAGAAAAUUUCCAAAACUUGGAAUUUACGUUGUCAUGUUCACAGAAAUGUUUCGAACUUUUGCACAGUUUUUUGUCGUUUUAUUGCUCUUCAUCGUCGCUUUUGGACUUGGAUUUCACGUUCUUCUCUAUGAUCAGGUUCCUUUCUCAACAUUAGGACGGUCAUUUUUGAAGACAACAAUGGGCAUGUUAGGAGAGUAUGAAUAUGAUACAGUAUACAACGAAAAGGAAGUUCCUCCAAUCACCUGGGUUUUAUAUGUUGCAUUUCUCAUUAUUAAUUGCGUCAUUAUUGUUAACUUAUUGAUUGGAUUGGCUGUGGAUGAUAUCAAAGGUGUGCAGGACAAAGCUGUCCUUAAACGGUUGGCAAUGCAAGUGGAUUUAGCGCUCGAUGUGGAGAAAAUAAUGCCUUUAUUUCUCCGUCAGAGAUUUUUCAUUUUUACUGAGACGGUUUAUCCAAAUCGUGAGAGAUAUCGAAGUAUUUGGUCGUUCUGGCACCAGACACUUGUCACACCAGCGCAAAUUAUUAAUGAUGCAUUAUAUCCUGCUCGAUCACCAAUCGAAAAAGUCCAAAGGCAGCAAGAAUUGUUACAAUGUGACGUCACCAAAAUGAAAACGAGGCUAAAAACACUACAGACGAGGACUGUUCGUUUGGAGGUGAUGUUGAAGGCAAUCCUGGGACAUCAUGGGAUAGAUGUUAAGCCAGAAAUUGACGAAGAUGACGCAGAACUGAAGUGGGAUACAUCUGAUGAAGAAUCAAACCGAUAUUUGACUGAAUUUUAAUAAUACAAGUUCUAUACAGUAUUUGUAAGCAUUCUUUUUAAAACAAAAUGCAAGCACUAUUGUUUUUGAAA
This is a messenger RNA of Xenia sp. Carnegie-2017, 3727 nucleotides long. RefSeq names its product transient receptor potential cation channel subfamily A member 1 homolog. NCBI's taxonomy places the organism in Eukaryota, Metazoa, Cnidaria, Anthozoa, Malacalcyonacea, Xeniidae. Gene Ontology annotation, molecular function: monoatomic ion channel activity; protein binding. The record is from RefSeq and is a predicted model, not a curated record. Gene Ontology annotation, biological process: monoatomic ion transport; transmembrane transport. Gene Ontology annotation, cellular component: membrane.